CAGGGCUGUAAUUUUGAAAGUCCUUAUGUAAAUAGGUUGCGCGAGCCUUCUGAAGCUCACACACCGUCAGGAGGAAGUCCGCUCGACCAGGGAUUCGGUCGCUGUUGUGAGAGGGCGCUUCGCUUUUCUGACCCCAAUGUUUGGCAGCAAUGAGGUGAAUGAGAAACACUCGUCUGAGGUUUUGAACAGCGUAAAAAGCUGUAGGUGAUGUCCAGAUCUUAGACACAGACGCAUCUCCCUCCCAUCAUGGACUCCAAGAAGCCGGGGAUGCUUCGGAAUCUCCGCCAGAAGAUGAUGCCGCACCUCCGCCGAGCGAAGCCGAACCAAAGCAAGCAUGUCCUUCAGCUGGAUAACACCCUGGACCACCGGAUGAGCUGCUCCGUACCCGACAUGAGGAACAUGAGGCAGGAGUACGCUCACCUCUCCUCCGUCCCACAACUCCAGCAGUACAACUCUCCCAGCUUCAGCAACCCCUCCACUCCACUCGUCCAGUCAGGCAGAGGCCAAGGAGAAGGUGGGGGUGGCCUGCUGAUUGGAGGGUACGACGGUGAAGCUGGGAGGAGUGUCCCUGCUGACUGCACCGACUGGGCCUCCUCUCAUGAGUCAUUCAACAGCCUGUGUGGGGAGGAGAAUAGCUCUCCAGAGGCUAAACACAGAGCACCUGGGGUCAUGGAGCCUGAGGAGCUGGGCCUGCCCGAGAUGAUGACCGUGUACAGCCCGGAGCCUCCACCACUGGAGGUGUCCCAGGACAGCUCACAGUAUGAUUAUCAGGAAUACGGAUCAAAAGACGAUGACAACCAGAACUCUGAGAUGGGCAAUGAGUCUCCGAGUGUGUCGGAGGGCAUCAAGGAUUCUACCCGGUCCUUCCUGCUCACCAUCAACCUGAAGGAGGGACGCAACCUGGUCAUCAGGGACCGCUGCGGUACCAGCGACCCGUAUGUGAAGUUCAAAUUGGAUGGGAAGACAUUAUACAAAAGCAAAGUGGUUUAUAGAGACCUCAACCCCAAAUGGAAUGAGAGCUUCUCCAUUCCUGUGAAGGAUCUGAACCAGAAACUGUACAUCAAGGUUUACGACCGUGAUCUGACUACUGAUGACUUCAUGGGCUCCGCUACCGUCACCCUGAGUGAACUGGAGAUGGACAAGGCCAACGAGCUGCUCUUGUCCUUGAACGACCCCAACAGCCUGGAGGAGGACAUGGGCCUCGUGUUGGUGGACAUGAGUCUGUCACUCAGAGACGGAGACGGCAGAAGAGGCCCUCGGUGGCCCCAAAUGCGAAAACGAAGUGUUAGGUCGGGGAGCUCUGCUCAGAACCUCCGUCUGUCCGAGUCUCUGAGGAAGAGUCAGCUGUGGACCUCUGUGCUGUCCGUGACUCUGGUGGAGGGUCAGGAGAUGCCGCUGGACUCUCAGGGGGGUCAGCUCUUUGUCCGCUUCAGACUGGGAGAGCAGAGAUUCAAAAGCAAGAAUCACUGCAGAGUGUCCAACCCGCAGUGGCGAGAGAGGUUCACUCUGAACCAGUUUGUGGACAGUCCGGACGCCCUGGAGGUGGAGCUCUGGUCUAAAGAAGGACGGAGGAGUGAGGAGUGUUUGGGAGCGUGUGAAGUUGACCUGUCCACAGUACCCUUUGAUCAGAGACAGCUGUUAACACACACACUGGACCAGGGCAAGGGGCGCUUAGUUUUCCUGCUCACACUGAACACAUGCAGCGGUGUCUCCAUCUCUGACCUGUGUGCUGCGCCUCUCGAUGAACCCCACGAACAAGAGAACCAGCUGGACAACUACAGUUUGAAAAAUUCCCUGAAAAACCUCCGUGAUGUUGGUUUCCUUCAAAUAAAAGUGAUCAAGGCUGCAGAUUUGAUGGCUGCUGAUUUAAACGGCAAGAGUGAUCCUUUCUGUGUGCUGGAGCUGGGGAAUGACAGACUGCAGUCCCAAACAAUCUAUAAAAGCCUCCACCCAGAGUGGAAUAAAGUCUUCACAAUCCCUGUCAAAGACAUUCAUGAGGUUCUGGUGGUGACUAUCUUUGAUGAGGAUGGAGACAAGGCGCCAGACUUCCUGGGAAAAGUCGCCAUACCCCUGCUCUCGGUCCGCAGGGGACAGCAGAUCACCUACCCGCUGAAGAAGGAGGACUUAGGUGGGCUGUCAAAGGGCACCAUCACUCUGGACGUGGACGUUAUUUUUAACCCUGUCAGAGCGAGUAUAAGAACCUUCAAUCCAAGGGAGAGAAGAUUCCUGGAGGACAAUUCCAAGUUUUCCAAAAAGGUUCUGGCCAGGAACGUGAUGCGCGUUCAGAUGCUGUACAGGGCCAUCAUGUCGACUCUGCACUACAUCAAAAGCUGCUUCCAAUGGGAGAGCGUUCAGAGGAGCCUGCUAGCCUUCCUGGUGUUUCUGGUGACGGUGUGGAACUGGGAGUUCUACAUGCUGCCCCUCUUCCUGGUGCUGCUCAUCGCCUGGAACUACAUCCAGAUCCGCUCCGGGCGGGUCGCUCAGGACGAGGACAAUAUGGAUGUGGGCGAUGAUGAAGAGGAUGAUGAGAAGGAGUCGGAGAGAAAAGGGCUGAUGGAGAAAAUCCACAUGAUCCAAGACACCAUCCUCACCGUUCAAACCCUGCUGGAUGAGAUCGCUAACUUUGGGGAGAGGAUUAAAAACACUUUCAACUGGUCGGUGCCAUUCCUGUCCGGCCUGGCUAUCCUCAUUUUUGUCACUGCAACAAUCCUCACGUACUACGUCCCUGUUCGAUACGUGGUUCUAAUAUGGGGCAUCAAUAAAUUCACCAAGAAAUUACGGAACCCGUACAGCGUCGCCAACAAUGAAGUGGUUGAUUUCCUGUCGAGGGUGCCUUCAGAUGUGCAGAAGGUUCAGUACAGUGAGAGGAGAGGCAGCAGGAAGAAGAAACUCUUGUAAUUCCUCCUCAAAAACCGUUCCCAGAGGACCUGCAUGUCUCUGGGUGUGUGGUAGGUUUGAAUCUAAAUCAGAUGUGGUGAUACACGGCGCGCCAAACAGACCCUUCAACCAAAGAAGUCCUUUUGAGGACCCCGCAGCGAUGACGGAGGAGACAUUUGUUAUUUAAUUUCCAAAGAUUGUAUGUACAGUUUUUUUCUUUUAGAUAAUCAGAAGCUGCUUUAUUUUAUAUGUUUCAUGGCCCCAGGUUAUGUUUUCCUGAAACCAGCAGAAAUAUCAGUUUGUAUUAUAUUGAAUGUAUGUGCUGGGUGUGUAACAUUUGUUCGAUAUUUUUAUGUUAUUUACACUGAAAAUGUGCUGACUUCCAAAAUGGAAUAAUCACCUAAUGGUGAAGUUGCUGUUGCUGAAAUGAAAGUAACAUUUAAUUAUGGGUUACUUUUUAUGGGUUACAAGUCAUCAUAAGAAAUGUUCUUGGAAAAUGGUUAUAUUUUGAAGUACAUGGUAUUUGUGGUUUAAAAGAAUAUGAAGAAUUUCCAGCUAAAAUGAUUAAGGCUUUCUUAUGUACAUAUUACGCUGGCCCUGAAAGUCAAUAACAACAUUUUACAAAACAUUUUACAAAACACAACCACAAUUCAGAAAACCCAACAACAUUAACACAAACGGGAAAAGGGAGGUAGGUCUUUGAAAUGGAUUCCUCUUUGCUGAUUAGAUGCGUCUGUCAGUCUAAAUCUAAGCAAAGGAGGAUACUUCUUAUUUAGGGCAAAGACUGGCCCACAUAUCCCAUAAUGCCCAGUGGUGGCUAUUUGAUUACGUUUGCUGAAGAGUUAACGCUUUUUUGUAACUUUUUGAGGAAUCCAUGUCCAAUACGUGCCUACAUGUUUCGGUUAUAGGAAAUGUUGUUGUUUUUCUCCAUUGCUGCUGUGUUUUUUUAAAUCUCGUGUUUUCAAAAAUGUUUAUCUUUGAAAAUGUUGUGUUUCGACCAUCAGGGCCACCGUACCAUACAGCAACAUUGAUUAGUAGCAACUAUUCUGCAUCAUAUCCUUUUUGUUUCUUUCAUUUACCUUUUUUGAAAAUGGAUAAAUGGCUAUUGUGUACAGCAUUGACUGACUGAUUUUACUUUAACGUGACAUUAUGGACUUAUUUUUACAUGCAAAGAUGAGUCCUUACAUUUAGUGUUUCAUUCAAUCUACAUAAAGGAUGAUUGUACUCUGUUGUAUUUUACUCUUUGCUUCUGAGUGGGAUGGGGCCAGAUCUGUACACACGCAACUUUAUUUAUUAACGACAAUCACAGAUGAAGACUUUGUUUCUCAUUUCGGACAGCAAUAAAUGCAAAGUUUGGGUGUA
Trematomus bernacchii (emerald rockcod) is the source of this 4239-nucleotide messenger RNA. RefSeq names its product multiple C2 and transmembrane domain-containing protein 2-like. Lineage: Eukaryota; Metazoa; Chordata; Actinopteri; Perciformes; Nototheniidae. The record is from RefSeq and is a predicted model, not a curated record. Gene Ontology annotation, molecular function: calcium ion binding. Gene Ontology annotation, biological process: regulation of neurotransmitter secretion. Gene Ontology annotation, cellular component: synaptic vesicle membrane. The coding region runs from base 247 to 2898 and encodes 883 amino acids. The transcript has 23 exons.